AUGAUUGUUCUCGUUUUAAACAUGGUACUCGUAGCAUUAGUAACGUCGAUGGAAAAUUAUCAAAGGGAUCCAGUAGCGGAUCAAAUUGUAAUUUUCAAGGAGAAAACUGAGGGUCCCAUAGGUGUGUUAACGACGAAAGCUGGUGCACCUGUUCCAUAUGAUGAAGCUUCAAAUACGCUAAAUACCGAAUUAUUAGAUAAUGAAUUUUUAAUGGACGUUUUUGAUGCAAUAUCGCGAGAGAGAAUUCCGGAACGUAUGGUUCAUGCGCAAGGCACCGGAGCAUUCGGUUAUUUUCAAGUAACACACGAUAUCUCACAUAUCUGUAAAGCUGACUUUUUAAAGAAAGUAGGAAUGAAGACACCAGUUGCAGUAAGAUUUUCAGCAUCUUCAGGAUUACGAGGGACUACCGAGUUUGAAUCGGAUUCUCGUGGAUUUGCAGUGAAGUUUUAUACUCGAGAAGGAAAUUUAGAUUUACUUGGAUUUAACACUCCAAUGUAUUUCUAUAAUGAACCACUUCAUGUCAUUCCUGUUGCUCAUACACCAAAAAGAAACCCAGUGACGAACGUUUUGGAUCCUAACAUGUCAUGGGACUUUUAUACUUCAAUUCCUGAGGCAUUACACAUUCAUAUAUUAUCAUUGGCUGGUCGCGGCCUUCCGGCUAGUUACCAGAAUAUGCCUGGCUUUCCAAUUCAUACAUAUCAGGUUGAAAAUAGACACGGGGAAUGUCAUUUUUGUCGAUUUCAUAUUAUGCCAGAUGCUGGAAUAAAAAAUUUAAAGGCAGAGGAAGCUAGAAAUUUUGCCGUUUUUGACCCUGAUAGAUUAACAAAAGAAUUAUUUCGAGCAAUCGAGAAUGGUAGUUUUCCUUCUUGGACAGUCAGUGUACAGAUCUUAACCAAAGACGACAUAAAAAAAAUUGGACCUAAAGCUUUUGAUGUAACAAGAACUAUUUCACUAUCAGACUAUCCUUUACAUAAAUGUGGAAAAAUAGUUUUAAACAGAAAUGCUAAGAACUUCUUCGCAGAAAUAGAACAGAUGGCCUUUUGUCCAGGUAACCUGGUACCUGGUAUACUAGGAAGUCCAGAUAAAUUAUUUCAAGCGCGGCGACUGGUUUAUAGAGAAACCCAAUUAUACCGCUUAGGAGGAAAUUUUAAGAAAAUUCCAGUGAAUUGCCCAUUCCAAACCAAGGUUUAUACUUAUAAUAGAGACGGUGUCCCUCCAGUGGGAGAUAAUGAAAAAGACGCCCCGAACUACUAUCCUAAUUCAUUUCACGGUCCUGUACCCUAUAUGGCACAGAAAAGUUCACGUCUAAUCAAAAUUGUAGAAGAAAGAGCAUCUAACUUUGACCAAGUUGCAGAGUUAUACAAAAACGAACUGACAACUGACGAACGAAUUGAAUUAAUCGACAACAUAGUUUUUUCGUUGGGAUCAGUGACUUAUAAACCUCUUCAAGACAAAGCCAUUAAAAUCUUUACAACUAUACACAAAGAUUUAGGCUUUCGUGUAGCAAGGGGAUUGAACAUCACUAUAUAUAACAAAUCUUAA
Maniola jurtina (meadow brown) is the source of this 1542-nucleotide messenger RNA. RefSeq names its product catalase-like. Gene Ontology annotation, cellular component: cytoplasm; peroxisome; mitochondrion. Bases 1 to 1542 code for a protein of 513 amino acids. Lineage: Eukaryota; Metazoa; Arthropoda; Insecta; Lepidoptera; Nymphalidae. The transcript is spliced from 2 exons. Gene Ontology annotation, biological process: hydrogen peroxide catabolic process; response to hydrogen peroxide. Gene Ontology annotation, molecular function: catalase activity; heme binding. The record is from RefSeq and is a predicted model, not a curated record.